This is a messenger RNA of Fonsecaea nubica, 1914 nucleotides long. RefSeq lists its product as hypothetical. Gene Ontology annotation, molecular function: flavin adenine dinucleotide binding; N,N-dimethylaniline monooxygenase activity; NADP binding. The coding region runs from base 1 to 1914 and encodes 637 amino acids. The record is from RefSeq and is a predicted model, not a curated record. NCBI's taxonomy places the organism in Eukaryota, Fungi, Ascomycota, Eurotiomycetes, Chaetothyriales, Herpotrichiellaceae. The transcript has 4 exons.
AUGGAGGUCGAAAUCGCCCCGUACGAGCCACGAAGCGUCCUCGAAACACUCCCAUGCACUUUACCCAUAUCGCAUUUUGACACGGACAUUGACUUUGAGAGCAUCGCCACUCCGAUUGUGCAGUCACUGGGAGACAUCACAACAGCAGCAGCGAAUCUCUCCCCAGCGUCAAUAUGGCGCGACGUGUUCGCCCUGACUGGCACCAUGCGGACGUUCUACUCGGCCGACUCUGUCGCGAAGGCCUGGUCAGAGACGUGUGCGUCCCGACAGGCGUGCGACUUUGCACCGAUCAAGGGAUCUGCAACACCGACGCGUCUGGACAAGGAUGUCGGAUGGCUGAAUGUUUCAUUCACAUUUCGCAAUCGCGCAAGCCCCGCUUCCUCCUGCAGAGGAAUCCUGUCCCUGGUGUCAGCGGACGACGGGGUCUGGAAAAUCUGGCUCAUCAGAACCAUCCUCGAGCAGUUGGAUGGCUGCGAGGACGUCGACCAUCUCCCAACUGUCCCGGAAAUGUCGGACCGCGUGAAUGGCAAUCAGCCACAGGCGAACGGCACCGACGGGAGCCGUGGCGCGAUGAACGGGGUCGAUAGUCACUUCGACUGUGUCGUCGUGGGAGCCGGUCAAGCCGGUCUCGGCACGGCAGGCCGGCUUCAAGCCCUGGGGAUCUCGUACGUGGUGCUGGACAAGAACGCCGUGGUCGGCGACAACUGGAUGACGCGAUACGAUUCCGCCAGGCUACACACCGCGCGCGAGUACAACCAUUUGCCCUUUGACCGGACGUUUCCACUCCCGUAUCAAGAAUUCCUGACCAAAUACGACCUGGCCAGGGGAUAUAAGGACUGGGUCGAGAAAUUCGGGAUCGACAAACACAUCUGGUUCAACACGACGCUGGAGUCCGGGUCGUGGGACGAAGGGCGCAGGACGUGGACGUUGCACGUCCGCCGCGCCGACGGUUCCACCCAGACCCUCACCUGCCGCAAUGUCAUCAUGGCCACGGGCGGAGGGGGACAGGUUCCCAUCAUGCCGCAAUACCCCGGCCGCGACGUCUUUCAGGGCACCGUCCUCCAUUCCGCGGACUACAAGUCGGCGGAGCGCUGGCGCGGCCAGGCCGGCAUCGUCGUCGGCACGGCGAACACGGCCCACGACGUCGCAGAGGACAUGGUCGAAGCGGGACUCUCGCAGAUCACCAUGGUGCAGCGGUCGCGCACGUACGUGCUGCCGUGCGAAUACUUCAAAGUCAUUUCGGACCGGUCAUACAACGCGGAUGUCCCCACGGUCGAUGCUGACCGAGAACAGUAUUCGCAGUCGCAGAUGCCGUAUGCGGUGACGAGGCUGUUGAGUCGCAAAGCCUUGCAUGGCAUGGCGGCCAAAGAGCCUGAACGGUUCGACGCCCUGGAGCGGGCGGGCUUUCGGGUCGAGAGAUACGGCGAUAUCAUGUGGCAUAUCUGUGAGAAGUUGGGCGGCCAUUACAUGGACGUGGGUUGUUCCGACCUGAUAGCAAAGGGCAAGAUCAAGAUGAAAUCCAACGCCCUGCCCACGCACUUCACGCGCACGGGCCUGGCCUUCAGCGACGGCACCGAGAUCCCCGCGGCGGUGGUGAUCCUGUGCACGGGCUUCGUGGGCAACAUGCGCAGCAGCGACGUGGCGCGCAUCUUCGGCGAGGACGUCGCGUCGCGCGCCGACGACUUCUGGGGCCUCGACCCCGAGGGCGAGCUCCGCGGCGUGUUCAGACGCAAUCGCCACCCGAACCUGUACUACGUGGGCGGGACGAUCGGGCAUGCCAGGUACUUCUCCCGCCAUGUGGCGUUGCAGGUCAAGGCGGAGUUGAUGGGCGAGCCGCUGCCGCUGUAUGAUGGGGAGAGGAGGCCCGAGAUGGGGGAGGGGUCGCGAGGAGUGUCGGUCGGUGGAGAGACGUGA